This is a messenger RNA of Dermacentor andersoni, 1515 nucleotides long. The record is from RefSeq and is a predicted model, not a curated record. NCBI's taxonomy places the organism in Eukaryota, Metazoa, Arthropoda, Arachnida, Ixodida, Ixodidae.
UGUAUGGCCACUCACGGAGCUGUGCGCUGGGUGCGAGCCAUGAAUACUGCGUUGUUGAUUAUUUUUUUGACAUACGCUUUUGGCAAUGAAAAUAUUUCUCCAGAGAUGAGAAAAUCGGGCAUCUACUUGACAAUAUCCUCCUUCAAUGGACUCGGCAGCUACGGUUACUUCGAGAUGAACUGGUUUGGCAUAGGAGAAGAAUACAUCGGAGAAACGUUCAACGCGCUAACGACGAAAAAUCCACCAAGAAGCCUGUCUGACAUUCUCUCUCUAUGGGCUAUCCGACGUCCGAGUGGCAGAUUCACAACAGGCGUUCUAGCCCCAAACUUUAACAUCAGCACUUUGAUGAAGGGACAGUGUCUCGGUUACUGGGGCCUCAUAAUGCGACAAAGGAAUGUAUCGGCAAAUGACAGCUCACGGGAUUUCGAAAAGCUAAAGAGAACACAGGGCUUGAGUGAGAAAGAGAAAAAAAGCCUUGCCCUUGUAUCCAGUCUCUUGCGCUGCUUUCCGAAAGAUGUCCAGUCACUAGCCAGCCCUACUUCAGACUGUUGAAAUACUUUACUCUUCGUGCUUUACUCCCAAGCCUCGGUGGAUGCGAGAUAAUUGUGACGUGCUCUCUACCCUCACACUGAUGGACAUGCUCAUCCCAGGUACGCACAAUUCCGGAAUGUACAACUUGGGGCUCACCCUACCAUACGAACAUCACGCUUAUAACCAGGACAAAACUGUAAAGCAGCAGCUAGCAUAUGGAAUCCGUGCCUUAGAGCUGAGAGUGCAACACACUAAUGGAAAAUUCUAUACUACGCACGACAGAGUUCGGGGAUGGCCUACCAUACGGCAAGUACUCCAGGAGGUUCGAGAAUUUGUGGAUGAGACCGGUGAACUGGUGCUUCUGGAUUUUCACAGGUUUACGAAGGGUUUCGACGAACGAUACGACAAUGUGACUGCACGCCACAUUGAGCUCGUACAACUGAUCGUUACAGAGUUAAACGGUGUGCUUCUGAAGAAGUACGACUAUUUAGGAAGAUUGCACCAAAUCUUUGGUGAAUGCAAAAAGGAAACAAAGCCGCAGGGCCAUGUUAUUGUGUUUUACAAUUCGAAAUACAAGAGCGGACCUUAUGAGGAAUACCUGGCGCCAUUAGUAGUGCACCGGUGGCCUAACGCGCAAAGCAAACAGGCCCUCAUGGAACACUUGGAAAUAGAAGCGUGCAUUUCGGCAAGUUGCAAUCUUAUUUCUAUAAUGGCCGAGCUCACGGCGUCAUUUCCUAAACUUAUCGCCGGGAACCGUCAAGCGGCACAAUGGAUUAAUUACGACGUGACGGAAUAUUUCAGGAAUCAUCAGCAGAAGUGCUUUGGGUUUAUUUCUACAGAUUUUUUUCUUGGUAACGGAAUUAUUGAUGUAACAAUCGAAGCAAAUCUUCUGAGAGGAGGCAACGGAAGAAUUCUCAAACCAUCUCGGAGACAUUAUGACUGUAACAUCACUGGUAACAUUUGAAAAAAGAAUGUCAAAGACCA